Molecule: messenger RNA, 633 nt
Organism: Daldinia childiae
Lineage: Eukaryota; Fungi; Ascomycota; Sordariomycetes; Xylariales; Hypoxylaceae
Exons: 2
Coding region: 1-633 (210 amino acids)
Biological process (GO): autophagy of mitochondrion
Cellular component (GO): mitochondrion
Source: RefSeq, a predicted model, not a curated record
AUGGCAUCAGGAAAGGUGUCAGCCCUCAAGUUCGUGGGGACUGUCUCGUUGGGUCUCUUAACGGGCACUUCGUACACCCUCUCGGCCCUCACCCUCCCAUCCGUCCUUGAGCUCCCCUCUGCGUCAUCCGCAGCCAAGGCCUUCCGCAACAUCGCAUCAACCGCAUCAACACAUCUCACCUCCCUAGCCAGCCUAUCCGGCUCCGCCUUCCUGCUCGCCUUUAUCAUAUCCCCCCGCGGCUUCAAACACCCGUACCUGCUCUACACGUCGCUAUUCUGCUUUAGCACCCGCCUGUCCGACUACGUGACGCCGUCCAUCUUCGGCGCUCCCGUCUCCAGCUUCUCCGCCGCCGCGCAACGCCGCGCCGCGGUCCAGGCCCGCAAGGACAGGAAGGCCGCCCGCCGCAUGGAGGCUUCCUACGAAGACCUCGGCGGCUCGCACAGCGACGAGGCUAGCGGCGAGGAGCACGAGGAGGACUUCAACGGCGAGGAGGUCCGCAGCGAGGUCCAGUACUUCGUCCGGAACCAGUUGAUACAGACGGCUCUCGCGGGCAUCGGCUUCGCGAUGGCGGUCGUUGGCAUCUGGGGAGAUGGUGCUCUGGGCGUUUCAGAGACGCUUGUUAUCGAGUUCUAA